This is a messenger RNA of Aedes albopictus (Asian tiger mosquito), 1873 nucleotides long. RefSeq names its product SH2 domain-containing adapter protein F-like. The coding region runs from base 1 to 603 and encodes 200 amino acids. The transcript is spliced from 4 exons. The record is from RefSeq and is a predicted model, not a curated record. Gene Ontology annotation, molecular function: phosphotyrosine residue binding. Lineage: Eukaryota; Metazoa; Arthropoda; Insecta; Diptera; Culicidae.
AUGAAGGUUCUCACUGCUGGAGCGACUCUACAGACCAAAAAGCUGGAAAAAGACACGGACAAAGAAGAGCUCGUUACGGCACUUCGGCAACAUUGCAAGAUGGAGAUAUCACAAACGUAUCCUAUAUUUGUCCUACUUGCAGGAUUCUACAAACAAAGUCUAACGCUAAACUUGAACGAGUGCAGUGCAAAGCCAGUCAAGAAAUUCGGAACUCUCGAUCUUGGCCUCAACUUCAACACCGUUAGAGCAAACAUUGAGCUGAUUGACGCCACUAUUCCUCUGGAUCGACAAGGAUGGUACCACGGAUCGAUAAGUCGAAUAGAUGCUGAGAAAAUCUUACGACCUUUGGGGGAAGGAAGCUUCCUGGUUCGCAACAGCGAAUCCACGCGACAGGACUAUUCGCUCACCUUGAAGAGUGCAAAAGGAUUCAUGCACAUGCGAAUACAGCGUGACCACGAAACCGGCCAGUUCAUCCUGGGCCAGUUCAGUCGACCCUUCCCGACCAUUCCGGACAUGAUUCGGCACUUCUGUCUGAACCGGUUGCCGGUGCGCGGGGCUGAGCACAUGUGCCUCCUGGAGCCGGUCAUUGCACAGAUCCUGUAAGUGUUGCUGUAUUUACCACCCCGGAGGCGACGGUGGGAUACAUCGUUUGAACGUAGAGAUGUUUAGCCAAACACACAGAUCACAACACCCGUAGAAACCAAGUAGAUUUGCUAUAGAGUUUGAAAUCCUGUAGAGUUGGGAUGGGUGAUUUGUUUUUCAAAUGCAACCUAGAGGAAAAAAUAGUACGUUUGAAAAAUGAACCACAUCCUGUUAAACCUGCAGAAGUCAGUUCUUUUCUAUUAGUAUUAUGAAAUGGCAAAAAGGGAGUUGUUCAAAGCGAAGCAGAUGGAUCAGAAUGGAGAAAACGGAUGAUGGGAUCGAUUUAAGUUCCUUACUACCCCGAAACGUUCGAUUUCGUUUCCUACUUGUGUACUAUUUUGAAUUGUGACAAUAACUGUUUCUUUUUUCAUAAAGAGCACAUUGUAUAGAACAGAGGGAAAGCAUUCGGCGGAGCGCAUUUGGGAAUAGCGUUAUCAAAUCAUACAGUACUAACGAACGAUAAGUCAGGCCGAAUAAAUGAUCGUAAUUUUGUGAUAAAAACCGACUUUGUUGAACCUUCACACAGUAAUCAGUAAGAGUAUUGGUUCCAAGUUUCAAAUCCUGCAUGUAAGUUGUGCAAUUAUGGUUUCACUAGUUGGACAUUGUGUUACCGGAAGAAAUAUGGAAGCAGAAAUAAGAAUAGCUGGAAUAGAAUUGCCAAAAUAGGUUUGUGAAAUGGGAGCGUUUGCAAUUUUAUAUAUUUAAAUUAGGCGAAAAACCAGUGCAAUAGAAAUAGAAGUCAAGACAGGUACUUUGCUACCCAACUAACGGAGAAAAUGCAUCCGCAUCAUCAGGAGCAACAAAAUAAGCAAAAAAAUAAGUUAAUCAGAUUGAAACACCAAAAUCUUGUUUUUAAACACAAUGCACUUUUUAAUUUUGCAUUUCCAGAACAAUAUUUAACAGAAGCCAAAAACAUUUUCAGCACUUGAAAAUGCAGUUUGUAGUGAUAAGUUUAAGAGGAAAACCUUUGAACCUGUAUUUAUCCAACUGAUCAACAACUUGGAAUGCAUUUCGACAGCUGUAUAGAGUGUAGAAUAGUGGUUUGAUUACCUCGUCUUGCAUCAGAUACCAUGAAGAAAAAAAAAUACUACUGUUUUUCGGUGGACGAUCGAGUCGAUGCUAUUAAAUUUGAAAACAAGAAAAAAUACACAAAAUACACAUAUUAAAACAAAUCACGUAGUGAUGGAAAAAUACACAUUAUUGAAAUGGAAAAUAUAUUGAAAAAUAUUGA